Grus americana (Whooping crane) is the source of this 954-nucleotide messenger RNA. RefSeq names its product acyl-CoA binding domain containing 7 (gene ACBD7). Gene Ontology annotation, molecular function: fatty-acyl-CoA binding. The record is from RefSeq and is a predicted model, not a curated record. The coding region runs from base 104 to 742 and encodes 212 amino acids. NCBI's taxonomy places the organism in Eukaryota, Metazoa, Chordata, Aves, Gruiformes, Gruidae. The transcript is spliced from 5 exons. Gene Ontology annotation, biological process: fatty acid metabolic process.
AGGCUCUUCCCUCAGCCGCCACCGCCCGGCGGGACGGAGCAGGUUCUUCCGCUCUGUAGGCUGUGCCCGGAGCGGGCUGGGGGUGGCCCGGCGGAAGACGGUGAUGGAGGGGAGCAGGGAGCGCGUAGCUCGGCCGGCCGAGAAAUACCCCGCUAGGCGCGGGCGGCGGGUGCAGAGCGGAGCCACCGGCCCUCGAGUCCCAGCGGGGGCGGUGCGAGGCGGGCCGGGCUCCCCGGGUGCCGCCCGCUGCCCCCCGGCUGCGGUCCCGAGAGGCGCAGUGGGAGCGAGACCCCAUGUCCUGCCCCAGCGUGGCUUUGCUGCGGCAGGCGAGCUGAGGUCACUCGUACGCAGCCCAACGCCCUCCGUGGAACACGGCCCCCGCCUCCGCUCUCACGCCACAGGAGCCGAGAGGCAGAAGCGCCGCGUCCCCGCUGGAGAAGGAGCGAGGCCGUUCUCUGGGCAUCCUCACAGCAUCAUGACUCUCCAGGCUGACUUUGAUGGUGCUGCAGAAGAUGUAAAAAAAUUAAAAACAAGACCAACUGAUGAAGAACUGAAGGAACUCUAUGGAUUCUACAAACAGGCUACUGUUGGAGAUAUUAAUAUUGAAUGUCCAGGAAUGCUAGAUUUGAAAGGCAAAGCCAAAUGGGAGGCAUGGAACCUGAAAAAAGGUUUAUCAAAGGAGGAUGCCAUGAAUGCCUAUAUCUCUAAAGCAAAAGCAAUGGUAGAAAAAUAUGGGAUCUAGAAUACUCAAAAUAAUUCCCACUAAUAACUAACUCUUCAGCAGCUAAUGAACUGACUGUUGAGAAAACUGCAAUACUACUCCUUAUUGUAUAGUCUGACAGUAAAAUCUUUUAAGCGUAAGUUGUUUGACUGUAAAGGGUAUUUACAUACAUACUCUACUUUAGAUUGUAUCUUAUUCUAAAUAAAUUUGAGCCUAAUAAAUUACGCUUUCUG